This is a messenger RNA of Anopheles nili, 990 nucleotides long. It is a transcript of the gene viaf, whose product is annotated as viral IAP-associated factor homolog. Lineage: Eukaryota; Metazoa; Arthropoda; Insecta; Diptera; Culicidae. The transcript is spliced from 2 exons. Gene Ontology annotation, cellular component: cytoplasm. Bases 78 to 776 code for a protein of 232 amino acids. Gene Ontology annotation, biological process: protein folding. The record is from RefSeq and is a predicted model, not a curated record.
AAAAACGUGUGUCACCUAAAAUAAAUUGCUAUCGGCGACUCUUUGUGUCUACAAGUUUAGUUAUUCUACGUAGCGCAAUGCAGGACCCCAACGAAGAUACUGAGUGGAAUGAUAUUCUCCGAUCGAAAGGUAUUAUACCCCAAAAACCAAAGGAAAAAGAAAUUACAGAAGAUGAAAUUAUUGGUAUGAUUGAAAAUACAAUAUCUGAGAAGCAGAAUGAAAAAGAUUUGGCAAAACUAAAUUUGGAUGAAUUAGAUGAGUUAGAGGAUUCGGAAGAUGAAGCUGUAUUGCAGCAGUAUCGGCAGAAACGUAUUGCUGAAAUGCAGGCGUUGGCUAGUAGGGCACGGUUUGGUAUGGUACGCGAAAUUUCUGGACAAGACUAUGUUGAUGAAGUGACAAAAGCUGGUGAAGGAAUUUACGUUGUUCUACACCUUUACAGUCGAGGAUUACCGUUAUGUGCCUUGAUCAAUCAACAUCUAACACAGCUUGCUUUGGCAUUCCCAAUGACAAAGUUUGUAAGAGCUAUAGCUACCACCUGUAUUGCGAACUAUCCAGAACGCAAUGUUCCCACUAUAUUCAUAUAUUUCGAAGGACAAUUGAAAAAGCAAUAUAUUGGAUCAGUAGAGCUUGGAGGGUCAAAUUUAACUUGUGAUGAGUUAGAAUAUAUGCUAGGACAAGCCAAAGCAGUUGAAACUCGCAUAAAGGAUGAUCCACGCGCGUCCAAAAAAAUCAAAGAUAAAAUGUUUGCCGAGCUUUCAGACAACAACGACUGGUAAGGACGUUUUCGUAACAUUACCGGCCUUUAAAACGAUAUACAAACAUAUAUUUCUUGAGUAUAUACGGUGGAAUGAAAUGGGCCUUUGGACUUAAGUAAGCGUUAUAAUUCUUUCUUAUCCGCUAAAUUGUAAGGUUGCUAAUGUUUCGUAUUAAAUAACGACACAGAUUAUAAAUGCUAUCAUUUUGUGCAAAAUAUAAAACAAUAUUUAAUCC